AUGGAUGAAAAUAAAUGCCCAGACACAUAUUACCUCUAUGUCAAAAAUACUGGAGAGGUAAUGGAUGAUCUUCCCAUUCAUGUGAUCAGUUCCUGCAACAUGGACAUCUACACCUUUCCAUUUGAUAUUCAGAACUGCACAUUUACUUUUAACUCAUAUAAGCUCACUGCGGGGGAUGUUCAAUUGUUCUUUGUUGAACCUGUGGAGGUAACACUUAGGAAUUCCCUAUCUGUGAUGAAAACGAAAGGAGAGUGGGAGCUAGUCAACAUGCUUGCUGAGAAACCUCUGAUACUUCCAGAAGAGCUAAAUAAAACUUUCGAUACACUUAUUUACCAUGUCGUUCUCAGUCGUCGCCCCACGAUGUAUGUGGUGAACCUCCUGAUUCCCAGCUGCUUCCUCAUUGCUUUAGAUCUGUUCAGUUUUCUUCUUCCACCCCAGAACGUGGAUCGUUCUGCCUUCAAAAUGACCCUCAUUUUGGGUUACACUGUAUUCCUGCUGCUAAUGAAUGACCUGCUGCCCGUUACUGGAAACACAUUACCUCUCAUAAACGUGUUUUUCUCUCUUUGCUUGGCACUGAUGGUGGCCAGUCUUCUUGAGACAAUCCUCAUCACUAACAUUCAGUGUGGCUCCACUCACUAUGGACCUUUACCUUCAUGGGCCAAGAUGCUUUUCCUCAACUAUCUUGCUAAGCUUGUUUGUUUAAGCAAGAAACCCAGUGACCAAAACUGUGACCCUGAAGAGCACAGACUAGAGACCAAACGCUGUGAUCCUGCAGUUGAAACCCCUCCAAGCGAAGCAGCAUAUAAGACACCUGCUCUUCUGGAACUGAAGAAGAUAAGCCACGAGUUACUAUCCAUCCGUCAACAGAUCGAUAAACAUUUUAAAACUGAUGAGAGUGUAGAGGAGUGGAUGCAUUUGGGUCAAGUCAUUGACCGCUUGCUUUUCUGCCUGUAUACUAUAUUCCUCUCAGUUAGUUUCAUCACUAUUUUUGUAUAUUGGAUGUACCAGUACAACAAAACUGCAUCUUUAAUAUAA
This is a messenger RNA of Cyprinus carpio (common carp), 1035 nucleotides long. RefSeq names its product 5-hydroxytryptamine receptor 3C-like. The record is from RefSeq and is a predicted model, not a curated record. NCBI's taxonomy places the organism in Eukaryota, Metazoa, Chordata, Actinopteri, Cypriniformes, Cyprinidae. Gene Ontology annotation, molecular function: extracellular ligand-gated monoatomic ion channel activity; neurotransmitter receptor activity; transmembrane signaling receptor activity. Gene Ontology annotation, cellular component: synapse; membrane; neuron projection. Gene Ontology annotation, biological process: chemical synaptic transmission; nervous system process; signal transduction.